Daphnia pulicaria is the source of this 3712-nucleotide messenger RNA. It is a transcript of the gene kz, whose product is annotated as probable ATP-dependent RNA helicase DHX37. NCBI's taxonomy places the organism in Eukaryota, Metazoa, Arthropoda, Branchiopoda, Diplostraca, Daphniidae. Gene Ontology annotation, biological process: maturation of SSU-rRNA from tricistronic rRNA transcript (SSU-rRNA, 5.8S rRNA, LSU-rRNA). The record is from RefSeq and is a predicted model, not a curated record. Gene Ontology annotation, cellular component: nucleolus; intracellular anatomical structure. The coding region runs from base 117 to 3671 and encodes 1184 amino acids. Gene Ontology annotation, molecular function: ATP binding; ATP hydrolysis activity; RNA binding. The transcript has 10 exons.
CUGCUAUCCACACUCGUCUCAGCCUCUGUAGGGUUUGCCAACAUUUUUCUUUAGUGAUUCUCGUUUCCUAUAUGACGCUGAUUUGUUGAAUACAAUUUUCGGUGAAAUUUGAAACCAUGGGGCCAAAUAAAAAAGGUUACAACUGGAAAGCACGCCAAGUUGUCAAAACAAAAAUUAUUAAAGCUGAAGGGGUUGAGAUUGAAAUAAAUGGGGCAGAGUCUUCAAAGUAUGAUGAGUGCAAUGCACUUGUUUUGCCAUCAAAGAAAAGGACAACAAAAGUUGUUAAAGAGAAGAAAUCCAACCAGCGGAUCUUGUCAAAGACACAACGAAAAAAGCUAGAGAAGAUUGUAGAUGUCAAGAAAAAGAAAGCUAAUAGAGCAGAGCUGUUGGAGUCUCUAGCCAAGUUUCAACCCAGUGCCCAGGAACUGUCUAUGAUGACAUCCCUGACUUCAGUUCAAACUAAAGGCAUUAAACGAUCCAUUGCAGAAACUAAUUCUGUUACAUUGUUUGAUGAACCUGGAGAAAACAAGCAAGAAAAUGGAGCUGCUGGAGGCAAGAGGAGACAGAGAUGGAAAGAAAAGGAAGAAAAGGGUGAAGUUGAAAAUCCACAAACUGAUGCCAAUGUAAUUGGUCUAGAAGUGAUUGAUGAAUCAAGCGAUUCAGAACAAGAGGCAUCUGAAGAUGAAGAAAUAGCUGAAGAUGAAGAAGCUGAAGAAGCUGUUGUUUCUGAAGAGGUUGUUUCAAAAGAAGAGGUUUCAAAUACUAAUACCAAAGAAAUUGACGCCGCUGUCAAUACAACACAAGAAAUUAAGGAAACUAAAAGUGAUCACACUCCAGUGCCUAAACGUGAAUCAAAGCCGGCAAUUUUCGUGCCUGUUCACCGUACAGCGGAAGUUCAAGCUGCUAGGAUGAAACUUCCUAUUCUUGCUGAAGAGCAAGCAAUUGUUGAAGCCAUCAAUGAAAAUCCAGUUGUCAUUUUGGCAGGAGAGACUGGAAGUGGCAAAACUACUCAGGUUCCUCAAUUUCUCUAUGAAGCUGGAUAUGCGGCCAAUGGGAAAAUCAUUGGUGUCACAGAACCCAGGAGGGUGGCUGCAACAUCCAUGGCAAAUCGUGUGGCCGAGGAGAUGAACCUGCAUGAUGGUCAAGUUGGUUAUCAGAUUCGUUUUGAAGGCAACGUCAAGGACAAUACCCGCAUUAAAUUCAUGACUGACGGUGUUUUGUUAAAGGAAGUUCAAAAAGAUUUCCUUCUGAACAACUAUUCUGUGGUGAUUAUCGAUGAAGCUCACGAACGCAGUGUUUACUCUGAUAUUUUACUGGGCCUGUUGUCGCGUAUCGUGAUGCUGCGACAUAAACGAGGAAAUCCAUUGAAAAUGGUCAUUAUGUCUGCCACUCUUCGUGUCGAGGACUUUACAGAUAACCAACGCCUUUUCAAGACUAAGCCGGUCGUUAUACAGGUUGAAGCCAGACAAUUUCCCGUGUCAGUACAUUUCAAUAAACGGACGGCCUUUGAAGAUUAUGUGGACGAAUCCUAUCGCAAAGUGUGCAAAAUCCAUCGACAGUUGCCUGACGGAGGCAUUUUAGUUUUUCUAACUGGUCAACAAGAGGUUAAUGCCCUUUGUAGAAAACUACGUCAGACGUUUCCGGGUGUCAAGAAGACGGAGGAGUCCAAGCCUGUAGAGACUACACCAUCAAAGCCCGAAGGUGCCCCCGUCAUUUCCGACCCAGAAGAGGACGAAGACAUGGAAAAGGUUUUGUCUAAAAUCAAAGCAAAAAAGCAAAACAUGAAGAAGCGCUCAAAGAAGGAAGUGGAUCAGCGAGUAAAGAUCAACUUAGAUCAUUAUUCUGCUUUGCCACUUCAGGAGCAAGAACAAGAUCACGAUGAAAGUCUCGGUGAUUUGGUGGAUUCAGAUCAAGAACUCGAUAUCAACGAUGAGUCGGAGGCUUUAUCUCAGAGUCAAACUGCACCUCCUUUGUGGGUCCUUCCCUUGUAUUCCCUUCUACCCUCCUAUCGCCAACAGAAAGUGUUUGCUCCUCCGCCCGAAGGAUCGAGAUUGUGUGUGGUGGCCACUAAUGUCGCAGAAACUUCACUUACGAUACCUAACGUCCGUUAUGUAGUCGAUACUGGUCGAGUCAAAACUAAAUUCUUCGAUAAAGUCACGGGAGUGUCCGCAUUUCACGUUACCUGGACCUCGCAGGCUGCCGCUAACCAGCGUGCUGGUCGUGCUGGUCGUACUGGCCCAGGCCAUUGUUAUCGUCUCUAUUCUUCUGCCGUUUUCAAUGAUGAGUUUGAAAAGUUCUCUUUGCCAGAUAUCGCAAGAAGGCCGAUCGAUGAUUUAGUUUUGCAAAUGAAAUCGAUGGAUAUUGAAAAAGUUAUUCACUUUCCGUUCCCUACGCCUCCAGAUAUCCAGCAAUUAUACGCAGCUGAGCGCCGUUUACUGUUGCUUAAUGCUCUGGAACCGCCACCACGCAACAUCCGACUGAAACAAAGUCAAGAGUGGACAUCAAAGAUUACUCCACUGGGAAGAGCCAUGGCCGCCUAUCCACUAGCACCACGUUAUGCAAAAAUGCUUUUACUCAGCCAACAACAUGACCUGCUGCAAUUGAGCAUCACUUUGGUGGCUGCCUUAUCCGUUCAAGAACUCGUACUGGACCAGCCAGCCGAUUCUGAGCCAGGCGAUACGCACAGAAGAUGGCUUGGUCAACGCCGGUCCUGGGCUGGAACUGGACAGUCACUCUUUUUGGGUGAUCCAAUGGUACUUGUCCGAGCUGUUGGCGCAGCCGAGUAUUCGGGUGACAUCGAGGCUUUCUGUUCCACAAAUGGGAUACGCAGCAAAGCCCUACGUGAAGUGCGCAAGUUGCGAGUCCAGCUGACCAACGAGACCAAUUUAAUUAUCCCGUCUGGUACAACUCCCAUCGUAGUUGACCCUCGUAUGGCACCACCAACAGAGCUUCAAGCGAAACAAUUGCGACAGAUUCUAAUGGCAGGACUUCCAGAUCACGUGGCCAGGAGAAUAGCUCCAAACGAAAUUAAAGAAGCCGAAGACCGUAGGAAAUACAAAUACGCUUAUCGCUGCCCGGAGAUGGAGGAUCCCGUUUUCCUUAACCCUUCGAGUAUCUUGCGCUAUUCACACCCUGAAUGGAUCGUCUAUCAAGAUAUUUAUGAACACGAUGAUAAAAUUUAUCUGCGUGGUAUUACGGCAAUCGAACCAGAAUGGCUUCCUGUCUUUAGUCCUUCACAGUGUACCUUCUCCGCCCCAUUGGAGCUUCCUGCUCCUCGUUAUGAUUCUGAUCAGGGAAGAAUAGUGUGCCACAUGAAUGUUACAUUCGGAAGAAGUGGUUGGCCUCUACCGGUCAUGGAACUCGAAUUCCCAGCUGGUAUUGACCGGUUCAAGUUUUUCGCCCAAUUUUUCCUUAGUGGAGAUGUCUGCCACCCUCUAACGAAAUAUACCAAAUUUCUACUAUCAACUCCCUCAACAAUGGUCAAGACUUGGGCAAAGCUCCAGCCCAGAACACAGUUGUUACUUAAAGAAUUGACAAUUCAAAACGUCGAUAGUUUGGACACGCUUCUUGGCGCUUGGCAAAAAGAUACACUCUACCUUUUGGCGGCCUAUCAGGCGUGGGUGCCUGAAUCUCUGCAUGAAGAAGUUGCAGCCCACUGGCCACCCGUGUAAUUGAAUUUAACAUCGCUUGAAUAAAUUGGGGUGAAAGAACA